This is a messenger RNA of Harmonia axyridis, 821 nucleotides long. It is a transcript of the gene Lamtor1, whose product is annotated as ragulator complex protein LAMTOR1. NCBI's taxonomy places the organism in Eukaryota, Metazoa, Arthropoda, Insecta, Coleoptera, Coccinellidae. Gene Ontology annotation, biological process: regulation of receptor recycling; endosomal transport; positive regulation of TOR signaling. The transcript is spliced from 6 exons. Gene Ontology annotation, cellular component: Ragulator complex; membrane raft; late endosome membrane. Bases 133 to 636 code for a protein of 167 amino acids. Gene Ontology annotation, molecular function: molecular adaptor activity; guanyl-nucleotide exchange factor activity. The record is from RefSeq and is a predicted model, not a curated record.
UGUUUGGGUAAUUAAAUGAAAUAUUUUAGCAAUAUAUAUCCGAGAACAAUUUCUUUUGAAACGUUGAUCGAAUAUUACUGAAUGUAAUGAUAAUGUUUUCGAUGUAAAGACCUAAUAAAAAAAGGAGUAAAUAUGGGUUGUUGCUACAGUUAUUUUUGCAACGAUGACCGAUCAUCUCACGGAGGCGACAUAAACGAACGUACACAUUUAUUAAUUGACCCCGUAUCAAGUAAUUGUAACGUGCAAAGGGCAAACAGCGAGGAUAUUCUUUCAAGAAACUCUAAUAAUCUUCAGAAAAAGACUGAUGAACAAUCUGCAUUGAAUAAGAUACUGCAAGAAUUUGCAGUAAAUGUUAUCGAUGUAGGUGCCUUAGAUUCCCAUAAUCUUCAACAAAAUGAAUACCUGGAGAGGAUGAGGCACUAUGAUGUUAAGGUGCAACAUUGUAACAAAUCUAAGCUGAUGACUAAGAGAAAGUGUUUAUUGCAAGAUAUUCCUCUAACAGAUAAAAUGAUGUCCGUUGAUCCACUUUCCCGUGAUGAUGUUCAAAUGAUUAACACAAUAAUGAAUAACGGAGGGGAAGCAGUUAAAGUAAUCAAAGUAGAACAUAAAGAAGACCUUGUUGUUGAAUUGUGUUAACAUUGCAUAGAUAUUUUUUAUUUUAAUCUUAAUAUUCACUUGUUUUCUCAAUUGUAUUUUAAAUUCAACAAAUUUCUAAUUCUUUCAUAUUUUAAAUUGUAUAAAAAACAUGUAAAUAAUUUGUAUCCCACUGUGAUUCGAAGAAUUGGAUAAAUAUUUGUCUACAAAUAUACAUAUAAGCUAAA